AGAGAGAGAGAGAGAGAAAAAGAGUAUGGAAGAGGAGGAGGGGCAUCGGAUGGCAAGUGUCGGCGCUCCAGCCAUAUGGGGAGGGAGCAACAGGAUAGUGGCCGUUAAUGUGGAGGGGAUGACCCCGCCACUUGAUCUCCCUGAUUCCGGGCGUGGUCAAGCUAAUCAAGAGGACUCACAUGAGCAGAAACCUGGAUGGAGAAAGUUCUUGUCAUUUGUUGGCCCCGGUUUCCUUGUUUCUCUUGCAUAUCUUGACCCCGGAAACCUGGAAACCGAUCUGCGGGCCGGAGCGAAUCAUGGAUACCAGCUUCUAUGGGUCAUACUCAUCGGGUUGAUAUUCGCUCUCAUCAUCCAAUCACUAGCUGCUAAUCUUGGAGUAAGCACUGGAAAACACCUCUCCGAGCUAUGCAAGGCCGAGUACCCACCGUUAGUAAAAUAUUGCUUGUGGUUUUUGGCUGAAGUGGCCGUCAUAGCCGCCGAUAUACCGGAAGUUAUUGGGACAGCCUUCGCGCUCAACAUUCUGUUCCACAUCCCAGUGUGGGCUGGAGUUUUGUUCACUGGUUUCAGCACCCUCGUGCUUCUCGGCCUGCAGAAAUAUGGGAUACGGAAGCUGGAAAUGCUGAUAGCUACAUUGGUAUUCAUAAUGGCGGCGUGUUUCUUUGGCGAAAUGAGCUACGUGAAGCCUCCGGCCACGAAGGUCAUGCAGGGGAUGUUCGUCCCCAAGCUCUCUGGGAACAGCGCCACUGGUGAUGCCAUCGCCUUGCUCGGCGCACUCGUGAUGCCGCACAACCUGUUCCUCCAUUCUGCUUUGGUCUUGUCCAGGAAAGUUCCAAGAUCGGUCCAAGGCAUCAAUGACGCUUGCCGGUUUUUCCUCUUAGAAAGUGGGUUUGCAUUAUUCGUGGCAUUCUUGAUCAAUGUCGCUGUUGUGUCCGUGUCUGGCACUGUCUGCUCGGGUGAUAAUCUUUCGAGUGAGAACGCAGAGAGAUGCAGCGAUUUAACUCUCAAUUCUGCUGCAUUCCUUCUUAAGAAUAUGUUGGGAAGAUCUAGCUCAACGGUUUAUGCCAUUGCAUUGCUAGCUUCAGGACAAAGCUCCACAAUUACAGGAACCUAUGCAGGCCAAUACGUCAUGCAGGGUUUCUUGGAACUCAAAAUGAAGAAGUGGAUCCGGAACCUAGUGACUCGAUGUAUUGCCAUUACGCCGAGUCUCAUCGUCUCUACAAUUGGUGGAUCUUCAGGAGCUGGUAGGCUCAUCAUCAUCGCAUCGAUGAUUCUAUCAUUUGAGCUUCCGUUUGCUCUAAUCCCACUCCUUAAGUUCAGUAGCAGUGCAACAAAGAUGGGACCCCACAAAAACUCAAUCUACAUUAUUGUGAUCUCGUGGAUACUAGGAGUUGGACUCAUCGGUAUCAACAUCUACUAUCUCAGCACGGGUUUUGUCGGCUGGCUUAUCAACAACAGUCUUCCCAAGGUCGCCAACGCCUUCAUCGGAAUUGUAGUGUUCCCACUCAUGGCCAUCUACCUCAUUGCAGUGAUCUACUUAACUUUCCGGAAAGACACAGUCGUGACGUUUACUGAUGACCCUGUUAAGAUUGCCAUAGCGCCGGACCAACUUCCUUAUCGAGAGGACCUAGCAGACAUUCCUCUUCCGGAAUAG
Molecule: messenger RNA, 1651 nt
Organism: Rhodamnia argentea
Lineage: Eukaryota; Viridiplantae; Streptophyta; Magnoliopsida; Myrtales; Myrtaceae
Product: metal transporter Nramp5-like
Exons: 13
Coding region: 26-1651 (541 amino acids)
Biological process (GO): metal ion transport
Cellular component (GO): membrane
Molecular function (GO): manganese ion transmembrane transporter activity; cadmium ion transmembrane transporter activity
Source: RefSeq, a predicted model, not a curated record